AUGAUGUUAAAUUAUACUAACAAAUCAAAGACUAAUAUCUUUUUCCUGGCGGCUGCUUCAGAUCUUGUCGGGCAAUUGAUCGCUCCGUCGCUAGCUGCUUUAUUGAUGGCCAAGUCUCCAUGGAUCCCAAUUUUACUAGGAAUAUCGUUUUUGACUCUCGGGAGUCUCCUCAUAUUAUUCGUUCCAGAAACUCUACACAUGCAACAUCGGAGAACUAAUACUUCGCAUCCGCGAAACUCUCUCUUCGCCACGAUAAAACACAAAUUUUCACAUACGCUCCGAACACUCCAAUCAUCUCUCUCGAUUCUCAACUCUGCACCUCUAGUUUUACUCCUUAUCACUUUCAUCAUCAAUCCUCUUACUAGCCAAUCUGUCGAUAUAUCGCUUCGCUACAUAAGCAAACCGCUUCCACUUUCCUCUUCGUUUAAGCUCCUUCCUGUGGUCCCUCCACGCUGCCGUGCAAAUCAUAUUAUUUCUCCUCAUUCUCUCCUUUCUAUCAAAAAUCAUGAUCACGUAUUUCAAAAUCCCCUCCUCGAAGAAAGACCUUCACCUCGCUCGCGCCUCUAUUCUUAUUCUCACACUCGGUUCACUCUUGAUCGCCCUAGCCUCAACUCUUCCGUUAGCUAUCCUAGGGAUGUCAUUGAUCGACAACACAAGGGACAGCUGUAUGUGGCAGUGGCAGUGGUCGAGACAACUGGAAGACUCAUCGCGGGACCGUGCUUUGCGCAACUUUAUAUUGUGGGAUUGGGAUUGAAAGGAAUUUGGGUGGGGCUACCAUUCUUUGGACUGAGUCUCAUAUGUGGUUUAGGAGGGGUGGCCAUCUGGACCGCUGGCUGGGUGAUGAGCAGGAGGAAGUGGGUUUGGGAAGAUGGCGAGGAGGGGGAGCAAUAA
Molecule: messenger RNA, 891 nt
Organism: Botrytis porri
Lineage: Eukaryota; Fungi; Ascomycota; Leotiomycetes; Helotiales; Sclerotiniaceae
Exons: 3
Coding region: 1-891 (296 amino acids)
Biological process (GO): transmembrane transport
Cellular component (GO): membrane
Molecular function (GO): transmembrane transporter activity
Source: RefSeq, a predicted model, not a curated record